AUGAUGCUUGGAACUUCCGGCAUCUUUCUCAGCUUGCCCUCCAAAUGGCCUUUUGGGUGGUGGGCCGGUGGUGGUGGGCAUUCAGUGUCAUCUCCAGGUGAUGGAGGUGGUGUAGGAGUUACAGUUGGAAGUGGGGUUUUGGGUGGUGGUGGUGCAUCAGCCUUAACAGCUGAACACAACCAAAAUGAAGAGCCACCCAACAACAUGGCGGAGGAGCUGGAACUGGAGCCAGUGGCGGUGGGGUUUCUUUGGGUGGAGGUGCUGGAACUGGUGCCGGUAGUGGAGUUACAUUGGGUGGAGGAGCUGGAACUGGAGCAGGUGGUGGUGGGGUUUCUUUUGGGUAGCGGUUCUGGAACUGGUGCACGUGGUAGAGUUUUCUUGGGUGGAGGGGCUGGAACUGGAGCUGGAGGUGGUGGAGUUUCCUUGGGUGGAGGAGCUGGAAUUGGGGCUGGUGGUGGUGGUGGUGGAGAAGGAGGAGGAGGAGUUACCUUAGGGGGAGGGGCUGGACCUGGAACUGGUGGAGGUGGUGGUGGUGGGCGGCAUGGCUUACCAAUUCAAGGUGGACAAAUCCCCUUGACACAAGGUGGACUCACCUGA
This is a messenger RNA of Vitis vinifera (wine grape), 597 nucleotides long. Its product is annotated as glycine-rich cell wall structural protein. The coding region runs from base 1 to 597 and encodes 198 amino acids. The transcript is spliced from 3 exons. The record is from RefSeq and is a predicted model, not a curated record. Lineage: Eukaryota; Viridiplantae; Streptophyta; Magnoliopsida; Vitales; Vitaceae.